AUGUUGUACGAGUUGAUCGGAAUAGUCCGACCCACCUCCCUCGCCGAGGUUCGCGAGAUCGUCCUAGCAGCAGGCCAACUCGUGCUGCAGCAAAAGGGCGUGAUCCGCGGUCUACAGAACUGGGGCGAGUUCUCGUUGCCUAAGGCCAUAAGCGUGCACCAGAUGCGGCACACGACGGGGUACUACUUCGCGAUGCGGUUCGACAGCAGCGUGGCUACGCAGGAGGAAGUUAGGCAGAUGCUGCGGCUCGACCCGCGCAUGAUCCGGCACUCGAGCGUCAAGCUUGGCGACGGCAAACUGGCUACUAUGGCGCGGAUGGGCGGCAUCAAUUGGCAGAAGGCUGGGGUCGAGUAG
Messenger RNA from Xylaria bambusicola, 354 nucleotides. Its product is annotated as 37S ribosomal protein Mrp17. Lineage: Eukaryota; Fungi; Ascomycota; Sordariomycetes; Xylariales; Xylariaceae. The coding region runs from base 1 to 354 and encodes 117 amino acids. The record is from RefSeq and is a predicted model, not a curated record. Gene Ontology annotation, molecular function: small ribosomal subunit rRNA binding; structural constituent of ribosome. Gene Ontology annotation, cellular component: ribosome; mitochondrial small ribosomal subunit. Gene Ontology annotation, biological process: translation. The transcript is spliced from 2 exons.